AUGAACCAAUCUACAAAUCAAAUUGUUAGUGCACAACAGCAAAAUAUUAAUGGCCAACUACGAAGACUCCAGAACACAGCAAAUUUAUUCACCGGUACUUUAACUGCAACUCAGCAAUACAAUAACCUAGUUGGAGGCGCGGAUCCUUUCGCUAGAACACAAAGAACACAAGAAGUAGAAAAUAUACCACUACAAAGCGCUCAAUUUUCAACACUGCUGAUUUCAGGUUAUUUAUUUCC
Messenger RNA from Dentiscutata erythropus, 239 nucleotides. Lineage: Eukaryota; Fungi; Glomeromycota; Glomeromycetes; Diversisporales; Gigasporaceae. The record is from the annotation of a GenBank genome assembly.